GUUUCUUUCUCGCCUUUUUUUUUUGUCUUUGAAAACAUGUUGGCAAAGGUAUGGAUUGUUUUGUCGUGCUUCAUGGCACAGGUUGCAUGGGCCCUCCAACCCAUGGGCUACCAGCCGUUGAGCAUAGCUCAGCUCGUUGGUCAGGCAGAUUACACUGUCUUAGCCAAGGUAGUCUCAGUAUCUCCAGCAGCCAAUACAACCGGCGCAGGUCCAAUCAACACCGGCUCAACCGCACCGACCAAUGCGUCAGUGGCAACUCUGCAAGUCUUGUGCAACUACAUCGGAAAUCCACCUAUCGCGAACGCAAGUACGAUCACUGUACAAGGUUUUGGAACUUACACUAGCGACUGCCUUUCGUUUGUGGGUGCCACUGGAUGGACGGGAUUUUUCUUCUUGAAUCACACCGUUAUCAACGCCGCUGGCAUCCAAAAUGGUAACACUUCCUCCACCGACAAUAGUUACCAACUCGGUAAUCAUUGCCAGUCGCCGGUUAUGAUGAGUCCCACUACCAUAAGCUCACUCUGGCAGCAAGUCAAUGACACUAGCAAUGUUGCUGGAACAGGCUGCUUGGCUUCCAAUGGAUUCCCUCUCCAAAGUGGCGGUGGGGUUGCUCAGCCUAGUGUUGCCGGUGCUACAAUGAGUGCGGCUGCUUCUGGCAACUCCAGUAUGUCUUCUGCUGCUUCUCCAUCCAGUUCAACGACAAGCGCUGCUUCAUUUUCUUCCCAUGUUAGUUCCUUGACUAUGGUCUUGGCCCUCAUAGUUGGUAUUGCCAUGCUUUAGACAACAUAGCCGUAACUGUAUCAUUUUAACCUAUAUUGUCAAAUAAAUAUGUGUCCAUAUGUGUGUAUUUCUCUUUUUUAUAUAUUUCUUCAGAGUUAUCAAAUAAAUAAAAGCAC
This is a messenger RNA of Umbelopsis ramanniana AG, 896 nucleotides long. RefSeq lists its product as uncharacterized. The record is from RefSeq and is a predicted model, not a curated record. NCBI's taxonomy places the organism in Eukaryota, Fungi, Mucoromycota, Umbelopsidomycetes, Umbelopsidales, Umbelopsidaceae. The transcript has a single exon. The coding region runs from base 37 to 780 and encodes 247 amino acids.